UUUGUGUUAUUAAUAGGGAUGGGAAAGUCGAUCCGUCGAUUCUUCGAUACCCCGAUUUUUUGAUACAUAAUCGAUAAUCGAGGAUCGGCGAAAAUCACCGAUUAUUAAAAUUCUGCAGGAUGUAGACGUAAAGUGCUGCCUAGCAGCGGUUCAUCGCUGUCGUUGCAGUAAUUUUAGUCAGUUUUACAACUAAAUAAAUAACCAUAAACGAUAUAAUAAAUAAUAAAUGAAAUAUAACAUAGCUUACCACAGCUCAGUUGCCACAAUCCCGUAAGCGGGAACGGAGGUUGGCGAUUUCGUACUGUGCAUUUAGGGUUAUUUAUUUAUUAACGCAGUGUUAUCGUAUAAAGAAAUUGUAGCCCAACUUUUACUUGCUGAAUACACCCACAUUGGUAGCCAUGUGCACAAAAUUUCAAGAUUCUACUGAGAAGUGUGCCACGUUUUCUACGUUUCUAGUAUAUUUAUUCACUUGCGUUGUUGCAUAUUUAUUUUCGUCAAUGAUUUUUUUUGUUAACCAGCAUUUGUCUAUACAUGAACUUUCACAGGUUUGCCAACUUCCGGUACAGAUCUUAUUCUCAAUUACUUAACGAUAAAAUGCAAGAAUAAUGUGGCCAUAGCCCGUAACAUUUUACGAGUUACGUAUUUUCCGUAAUUUAUUUAAUAACAGUAAACAUUAAAUCACCAGUUAAUUACGCAACUUAAACAUAAAAUUUCAAUGGACGUUUUUGAAACACGUUUUCAUUCCAGUAAGUUACCAGUACGGCAACUGUAGAAAUUUUCUUACAUGCUUUUGUUUCCAGUGAUGCUUCUUUGUUUGAAUGUUGGGUAAUGUUAGCGCAAUACGAAUAGUAAAAUAACAUUUUUAUUUACGUGAUGUCUAGUGAAGUGUGGAAAUACUUUGUCAUCGACCGACAAAAUUCUGGCUACGCAAUAUGUCAAAUCUGUAAAUGUACAAUCUCACGUGGCGGUAAAUCUAAAACUACAACAAACAUGAAAAAACAUCUCGAAAACAAGCAUGGGAGUUACGUUCAUGAGACGAAGAAACAAAGGCUACAUUCAUCGGAAUUGAGCGAGAUUGAAGAAAAUGAAAUAGAUGAUAGUUCAGCACAAAAUUGUUCUUCAGAGACAACCUUGCCAUUGUCAUCAAAUUCAGAUGUUAGGCCUACUGCUACUGAUUCAUCGAGAGGCAGCGGUUCAGUGUCCCCGAGGCAUGCUGAGAAAGUUGGCCAAACGAAUAUUUCAUCAAGAACACCAAACCAGUAUAGGCUAACUCCUAAAAGUCAAUACCAGCCUACAUUACAAUCAUUUAUUGAUAAAACUGCACAAUUCAAGUCCACUGAUCCUCGUGCAAAAUCAAUAACUCAGCACAUAGGUAGAAUGAUGUGCUUAGACAAUCGUCCUUUUAGCAUGGUUGAAGACAGAGGAUUCACAGAAUUUGUCAAAUUCCUUGAGCCUAGGUAUGUUUUGCCCAGCAGAAAACAUUUUUCAAAUACUGUUGUACCACACAUGUACCAAGAAUGUAGGGAAAAUGUGAACAAAAAGUUGGACGAAGCUGAACAUGUGAGUCUUACAACAGAUAUGUGGACUUCAACAGCCAAUGACGAUUAUCUUGGUCUAACUGUGCAUUUUGUUGAUUCCAAUUUUGUCUUGCAACACCUCAACAUUGGGGUUAUUCCCUUUCCUGAAUUAUCUCACACAGGGAACAAUUUGUGCAAUUUUAUCACAGAAACACUUGAAGAAUGGAAGCUGCAAUCUAAAGUUGUUGCCAUUGUAAGAGACAAUGCCAGGAACAUAACUGCUGGCCUAGAAUCAUCCGAAUAUGAACAUCUGCCAUGCCUAGCACAUACCCUGCAGCUUGUUGUAAAGGAAGGGCUACUGAACAACAAGAAUGUAAAUAAUCUGAUUGCCAACGGUCGUCGCAUAGUUGGCCAUUUCAAACAUUCUUGUAAGGCGACAAAAGAGUUAAAGAAGGCUCAAGCCACGCUGAAAAUGAAAAAACAUAAACUUAUCCAGGAUGAACCAACGCGUUGGAAUUCAUCUCUCCAUAUGCUACAGCGCUUACUUGAGCAAAAACAGUCUGUUUCUUUAGCAUCAGCAACUCUGCAGUUACCUGUGACUUUUUCAUCAGCAGAAUGGAACCUGAUGACAAAUGUAGUAAACCUUUUAAGUAUUUUCAACCAUGCAACAUUGGCUGUAAGUACUCAGUGUGUGACAGCCUCAGAAGUCAUACCUAUAAUCAACAGUUCUACUGAAGAGCUAAGGAAACCAGCACCUACUGGAUCAGGUGUACAGGGCAUCAAAAAUGAUAUGCUUGCUGCCAUAACUUUGAAGUAUUCUGAUGUUGAAGAGAAUAUGUUGUACGCAGUUGCAACAUUACUGGACCCACGAUUUAAACACCAUGUUUUUGUGCAGGACGGUAAUGUCACAAAAGCGAAAGUUUUUUUGAUUGAAGAAGCAAGAAAAACUAUCUGUUUGAAACAACCUGAAACUGAGUCUGUGCCGCAAACAUCCAGCCAAGCAAUGGAAAGCCAUGGUAUGUGGACAUUUUACUCAAACAUAAUGAAGACUGCCCCAAGUGUAAGCCACAUCGCAUCAGUUGAAGAUGAGAUUAAUGUUUACUUGGAAGAACCUAUUCAAAAUUCAAGUACCAACGUUUUCCAGUAUUGGAAAGAAAAUACCAAGUACCCAUGUUUAAAAAAACUGUCAAAGAAAUUUCUUUGCAUUCCACCUUCAACUGUACAUUCCGAGCGAUUAUUCAGCACUGCAGGACUGAUUGUUGAUCAGAAACGGAACCGUUUAGAUCCUGAACGAGUCAAAAUGUUGGUUUUUUUAAAUAAGAAUUUGUGAUCUAAUAAGAAUUUAGGAUCUAAUAAGACUUUGUGAUCUAAUAAGAUGCUUUGCCAGUUUUCAUUUAUUAUUUUAAGAACUUUCAAUUUUAUUUUGUCAAAAGUGUUGUUUUUAUGAUAUUUCACUAUGUUGUCAUUUAUUUCAAAGGUAUAAAGAUUGAAUUUGGUAGUUUCUGGUUUUUUACAAUAUUUUUAAUAAUCACAACUUUUUGUGGCUAUUUAAAGUUUGAUUGAUAAAUGUUAAUGAUUGUACAUUUAGUAAUUAAUAUACUAUUUAUUAAAUUGUAUUCCAAUGAAAUUGUUAGUAUUUUGAUGACUUUACGACAAUUCACUUUUUAUUAGUACUACUGACCUAUUACUAAAUUACGUAUUCUCUUUUCAAAAUUACAUAUUCAACUGGAUUAAACAUAAUCCACAUAAAAAAUAAUGCUUGCCCUACACAUUACACAUUACAGAAUAGUAAUUUCAAUUUCUUUAUUUCAAGUAAUGUAAAGUUUUGUUUUAUGUGUUAAAUUUAAUAGUAUUUAUUUAUUAUUUUGAAAAAUGCUUUUUUAGUGUAUUCAAUAAGUAUGUUUACUGAUUCCAUUGUAACUUAUACUUCAAUCCCGAAAAUGAGAAUCUAUAACUUAACCUAAUUGAUUGGAAUCGAUAAUCGAUAAGAAUCGAUGAUCGCAACAAGACUCGAUAAUCGGUAUCGAAUCAAAAAUUUUGAAAAUUUCCCAUCCCUAGUUAUUAAGCUGCAAAUGUGCUUCCAUAAGAAAUACGUACUUAAAAAAGGGUGAAAAACGCUUUAAAAAACGUAAGGCAUUAUCUGUGCGAGAUAAACUGGACAUUAUUAAACAGGUAGACUCCAACCCCACUGUCCCGCACGUGUUAAUAUCAAAGGAACUGGGAAUUGCAACAUCCACAUUAAGUACAAUAUUAAACAAGCUGAACAAUCUUCUUUCUCAAGCUGCGAAUACGUCACAGAGUAUUAAACGCCUGAAAAAAGGAAAAUACGCCAAUGUCGAAGAACCAUUAAUAGAAAGUUUGUACAUGUGUAGUGUAUUAAAAAUAAUAUCUGCAUAUGCUCAUAAAACUGUUGCUUUGAGUAUUUUCAUUCGUUCUUUUCUUGGCUUAGGCCUAUGUGUAGUUAAGAUUAUGCUUUUGAGUAUGUAUUGCCAAUAUAAAAGUUUUCCCAGAUAUAAAGUUUCCCCUCUAUAGUGAACAUAUAAACUACUCCCUUCAGAUUCAUUAUAACAGGGUUCUACUGUAUAUUUUUUUUAUGAUUUCUUAGGACUUCAGGGGAAGAGGUAUAUCCCCUUCAUCUAUCCCGUUCUCCUGUACACGCCUCUGCUAAACGGUUUUAAAUAUUGCCCAAAUUUUCAAAUUCAGUCUCAUUCUAUUUUCUGGAGGUCAUAGAGUUAAAAAGUAUAGAUAUUAUAAUCAGGGAUGGGUAAAUUAAAUACUAAGUUUUUUUAUAUUCAAUGGAAAAAAAUUUUCAAAGAAAAAUACCUGCGUAAGGGAAUUUCAAUAUUUCAAACCCUAGCACCUGCAUAGUUGAUCUUUACAGAAGCUAUUAAAGAAAUGUUUUAUUUGUCGCCAGCUAAAAUGCACUGAUGAUGUUUUUUUUUGCACCUCAGAGAACAUU
Messenger RNA from Bacillus rossius redtenbacheri, 4476 nucleotides. RefSeq names its product zinc finger BED domain-containing protein 4-like. The coding region runs from base 874 to 2847 and encodes 657 amino acids. The transcript has 2 exons. Lineage: Eukaryota; Metazoa; Arthropoda; Insecta; Phasmatodea; Bacillidae. Gene Ontology annotation, molecular function: DNA binding; protein dimerization activity. The record is from RefSeq and is a predicted model, not a curated record.